Messenger RNA from Purpureocillium lilacinum, 1062 nucleotides. RefSeq lists its product as uncharacterized. NCBI's taxonomy places the organism in Eukaryota, Fungi, Ascomycota, Sordariomycetes, Hypocreales, Ophiocordycipitaceae. The record is from RefSeq and is a predicted model, not a curated record.
AUGUCCGUUCCCACAGUGAACAAGCGGGCGCGCCACCAGCCGCCACGGCCCGCUACCAUUGCGUCCCUUGACGACACUCACCGCGAGGCUUUGCUCAGGGCGAUAGGAAACGUCGCCUCCUGCGGUGUUGCGAAAGCCACAUUUGGCCAGAUAGCGGAUGGCCUACCGUUGUCAGAGGUGGACAGGGACACUUACGAUGGGACGGCGUCGAUGAGCCAUCCCCUCCACUCGUUGCAUAGAACGCUUCGCCCCGAGGCUGCUGAAAAGGCGGAACAAUUCCGGAGUACGUUUGACUCCCGGGCUCUGAAGUUUGACUCCAAGCUCUGCCGAGAGUACCAAGCCGCGGGCCCGAGGUCACGGGCGUUCAACACGUGCCUUGUUGAGCUUGUCGCCGUAUCGAUCCACCAGAUCGCUGCUUUGCUCCACGGAUCUGGUCCCGGCAGCGACCCAGACAAGGACAGGGACAUCAAAGCCUGGACUGCGCCCAGAAGCGACGACGUCUUGUGGUACACGUUCCCAGACGGCCCACCAGCAACACUAUUUCGACACAAGUGGUACUGCGAGUACGAGCAGUACCCACGUGGCGUGGCCGACGGAGUGGGAUAUUGGGCUGAGGGGCGCAUCUUUGGCGGCGUGGUGCUCUUCGACCGCCGUGAACCGGCCUCGGCACCUGCUGUUGAUUCCGAGAGUAUCUACCUUCAUCCGGACCGGCACGACGUGACCUACCGCAUUGUCAAGCUUCUGGACGAACAAAAGCAGGCACUCGUUCAGUUCCUGCUUGCCGGAGACGAGGCCCCAGUAUCUUGUCCCUUGCCUAUAAUAGUCGACAGUGAAAACAGAUACCGGGUCGAUCCAGAAGAAGACAUGCGCAGCACGGGUAUUUAUCGAGACUUAUGGGAGCGGAAACCAUGGCCGGACGACGCGUGGGACUACCGGCUCCGUGAUGUCUUUGACUCGUUGAACUGGGUCACUGAGCAGGAUUGGCUGGAUUCUGCGGCGCGAGCCAUGGACAGAAAGAUACGCAUCGACGAAGAGCAAUUUGGAGGGGACGAUAGCGAAUAG